GGAGGAGGGGUCCUGACCCCCAGCCCUGCUUUUCAGGGACCAGCUCUGAGGCCUGAGAGGGAGGGGGAGUGGGUCAGGGGGUCUAGUUGCCAUGGUAACGGGUCUGUUUGGCAAAUGAACUGUCUGUGCCGAGACUGGAGCCUGGGGUCCUUCUAUAAUAGAAGGAGGGACAAGGGCUGAUGGGGGCAGAUGCCAAACAGGCCAGAGGCCCAGAGGGUUGGUUCAGGCAGCUGGCUCAGCAGAGGCCUCUGAGGUGAGAGGCGUGGCCUCUGCCAAGGCUUGGGCUCAGGUGGGAGGGGCAGCCAUGGGCCCAGGAUUCAGGGUGGCCCCGUGGCACACUGUAAGGGAGUGGCCUGGCACCAUUGUGACCCGCUCACUCCCAGGACCCUGAGGGACAGUCAGGCAGCCAGUGGACACUGUGGGCACAGUGGGCUGGGGGCCUAAGGGCCCUGGUGGCCCUAGGGACCCCAUGGCUAUGGCAGAGCGGCCGAGGCCCGAGUGGGCCUCAUACCACGACUGCAACACCAACAGCUGCCAGGACUUGGGCAACUCUGUCCUGCUGCUGCUGGGCCUCAUCAUCUGCAUUAACAUUGGCAUCAAUAUGGUGACCCUGGUCAGGGUGGGGCCUGGCAGGAAGGAACUGGUGGGAUAUGAGGGCUGGGCCUAGUGGCCAGGGCCUGCGCAGGAUCACUGUGUCUCCCCCAUCUAGCUCUGGAGCCGACUCCGUGGGGUCUUACACCAAGCGUUCCACGAUAUCGUUUGUGAGAAAGAAGCUCCUAAGUCAUCCUUACCGGAAAAGCAGUCCCAGCCCUGGAAGAAGCAGAGUUCCCAUGCAGUCCAUCUUCGGUGCACCACGGACCCUGUGACGAUGACUGUGACCCCACCCCCCACUCGCCGCCGGCGCCGUCGAGGCUCUCCCACACGUUGCACUCACCGCCCAGUAACUUGGGCUCCUGACACUGACGAUGAGAAGCCCCAACAUCAGUACCCAGCCAUCUGCUGCCACCACUGGGAUGGCCCCGAGAACUGGGAAGGCUUCCAACCCACUCAGGGGACCUGGGUUCCCUGGACUCGGGAUGCCCCGGAGCCCCCUCCCCAGACCAUCCACUUCCAGCCUACCAUAGAGGAAAGGCCCCUCAAAACAGACAUGAGGUCCGAGCUGAGUCUAAGGGCCUAUGUGUAUCCUGUGAACCCCCCACCUCCCAGCGCCGAGGCUCCUAGCAACAAGAACAGUGGGGAGGGGGCGGUGCUGGAGGCAGAGGCGGCUCAGUGCCAGCCUGUCCACCCUCCCACCCUGGGCCCAGCAGUGGUCCCUGAAUUUUUCCGGCGCCGCUCCUCAGGCCGAAUAGUGUAUGAUGCCCGGGACGUGAGGCGGCGGCUUCGGGAACUGACCCAGGAGGUGGAGGCCCUGUCCCGCUGCUACCCAAUGCCCUCUGGAUCCAGCACUGCCGAGGCGACAAGCAAGAAUUGGGUGUACCGUUCCCUGACUGAGAGGUGACUGGGAAAAAAUAAAAAGGAGGAGGUGA
This is a messenger RNA of Sapajus apella (tufted capuchin), 1526 nucleotides long. RefSeq names its product spermatid maturation 1 (gene SPEM1). The transcript has 2 exons. The record is from RefSeq and is a predicted model, not a curated record. Bases 869 to 1498 code for a protein of 209 amino acids. Gene Ontology annotation, cellular component: cytoplasm. Lineage: Eukaryota; Metazoa; Chordata; Mammalia; Primates; Cebidae. Gene Ontology annotation, biological process: sperm individualization; flagellated sperm motility.